AUGGUACGCCUGCUGACCGCGGCCCAAGGCCACCCUAUGCUGGUGGAACUAAAGAAUGGCGAAACCCUCAACGGCCACCUCGUCAAUUGCGACAACUGGAUGAACCUGAUCCUCAAAGAAGUCGUCCAGACCACCCCGGAAGGUGACCGCUUUUUCAGAUUACCCGAGGUAUAUGUCAGAGGGAAUAAUAUUAAAUACCUCCGAGUCCCCGAAGAAAUCGUCGAUAUAGCAAAGGAUCAACAACAGAAUCAGCCUUCGAAUCGUGGCCGUGGUAGUCAGCAACAUCGUGUGGAUAGCGGAAGGGUGGAUCGCGGAAGAGGAGGGGGACGAGGCGGCAGAGGGCGUGGAAGGGGUAGAGCUGGGGCUUGA
Paracoccidioides brasiliensis Pb18 is the source of this 369-nucleotide messenger RNA. RefSeq lists its product as uncharacterized. The record is from RefSeq and is a predicted model, not a curated record. The coding region runs from base 1 to 369 and encodes 122 amino acids. Gene Ontology annotation, cellular component: U6 snRNP; P-body; spliceosomal tri-snRNP complex. The transcript is spliced from 3 exons. Gene Ontology annotation, biological process: nuclear-transcribed mRNA catabolic process; spliceosomal snRNP assembly; mRNA splicing, via spliceosome. Gene Ontology annotation, molecular function: U6 snRNA binding.